CCCUACUAGACCAAAAGACCUCUGCAACCUUAUCCCCGUCUAAGAAGUUAGUGACUUGGGUAUUCUGCUCUAAUUGUGUUUACAUCACAAACUAGGCUGCAUAUGGUCACUAUUCCACCAGACACUUCAGCACGCGCGGCGCGAUUCGCCAUCUUCGUCUCGUUUUAUCGACAGAUGGCAGCAUUUCUUUGUUAUUAGGAUGCCGAAGUCGGUGGUAUUUAAAAUGGGACUGCCGUGGAAGAGACUUCAAGACUUCCAUCAAUGGGUCUUAGAUAAUGGAGACAAAAGGACAGACCCAUGGCUGUUGGUGUACUCCCCCGUGCCCAUCACCUGCAUCUUUUUGUGCUACCUCGUGUUGGUGUUUUUUGGCCCAAAGGUCAUGGAAAAGAGACAGCCUGUCAACCUCAAAUACAUCCUAAUUAUUUACAACUUUGCCAUGGUGUGCCUCUCUGCCUAUAUGUUCUAUGAGUUCACGGUGACCUCGUGGUUGGCCAAUUACAGUUUGCUGUGUCAGCCAGUGGACUACAGCAACAGUCCAUUAGGGAUGCGGAUGGCCAAAGUGUGCUGGUGGUUCUUUUUUUCCAAGGUCAUCGAGCUGAGUGAUACAGUAUUCUUCGUCCUAAGGAAAAAGAACAGCCAGUUGACGUUCCUACAUGUCUACCACCACUGCACAAUGAUAUUUAACUGGUGGUCCGGUGUCAAAUAUGUCGCUGGAGGCCAGUCAUUCCUGAUUGGUCUGAUCAACUCCCUGGUGCAUAUUGUCAUGUACUUGUACUAUGGGCUGGCUGCCUUUGGGCCACACAUGCAGAAAUAUCUCUGGUGGAAACGCUACCUCACCACCUUGCAGCUGACCCAGUUCUGUAUCAUCACAGUCCACACAACCUACAACCUCUUUGCUGACUGUGACUUCCCUGACUCCAUGAAUGCGGUGGUGGUGGCGUACGCCCUCACUCUCAUUGCCCUCUUUAGCAACUUCUAUUACCAAAGCUACCUUGCCAAGAGGAGGAAGAGGGCUUGACCGCACAUGUGGAAAUUCACACCCCCACCACGAGAUGCUUCUGCAAACCUCAUUUCGAGCGGGUGCAUUGGAUGUAAACAGUGGUUCUAAAUUAACUUUUUUCAGCACUAGCCAAACUGGCUGGUAGAUGUUAAUCUUACUAGCCAAACAUUCACUCACUAAUGGGUCAAAAUGGCUAGUGAGUUGGCAUUUUAUACUAGCCAAACAGAAAUUUCACCAGCAUUUGGCCGGUUGGCUGGUGUUAAUUUAGAACCCUGGAUGUAACCAAUGGUUCAAAGUAAAAUCCAGCACGCUGUCUAUUGCAUUUGCAAUUUUUUUUGCUAACAUCAUUUUGGUCAUUAAGACUUUCUUCAGGUGAGUUUAUAAUUGUAAUUACCUAAUGCUUUGAAACGCACACCCCAACACAGUUUUUGUACCGGUCAACGCAUCACCAUGCUUUAAGUAUAUAUGUGUAAACGUUGUGAAAAAUAA
This is a messenger RNA of Engraulis encrasicolus (European anchovy), 1489 nucleotides long. It is a transcript of the gene elovl8a, whose product is annotated as ELOVL fatty acid elongase 8a. Gene Ontology annotation, biological process: sphingolipid biosynthetic process; fatty acid elongation, polyunsaturated fatty acid; fatty acid elongation, monounsaturated fatty acid. Gene Ontology annotation, molecular function: fatty acid elongase activity. The transcript is spliced from 8 exons. Gene Ontology annotation, cellular component: endoplasmic reticulum membrane. The coding region runs from base 200 to 1018 and encodes 272 amino acids. Lineage: Eukaryota; Metazoa; Chordata; Actinopteri; Clupeiformes; Engraulidae. The record is from RefSeq and is a predicted model, not a curated record.